Messenger RNA from Fimicolochytrium jonesii, 2475 nucleotides. RefSeq lists its product as uncharacterized. The record is from RefSeq and is a predicted model, not a curated record. Gene Ontology annotation, molecular function: long-chain fatty acid-CoA ligase activity. The coding region runs from base 221 to 2335 and encodes 704 amino acids. The transcript is spliced from 7 exons. Gene Ontology annotation, cellular component: lipid droplet; plasma membrane; endoplasmic reticulum. Gene Ontology annotation, biological process: long-chain fatty acid metabolic process; long-chain fatty-acyl-CoA metabolic process. NCBI's taxonomy places the organism in Eukaryota, Fungi, Chytridiomycota, Chytridiomycetes, Spizellomycetales, Powellomycetaceae.
GUCCCUCCUGCGGUACGUUAGGUGGGUGAGUGGGUGAUGAGGCUGGGCGCGGCGGCUGGCUUCCAGAACACAACAGAAAAACCCCAUAUAACUCGUCAGCCUUCCUCCUUCCCCAGACUUAUACUCCCACAGCGGUUCCCCUUCACUCGCUAUUCUCCACUCUGCUCUUCGUCUCAGCGUCCAACACGAUCUCCGCAUCGUACAGUGGCCCACCACCACCAUGAUCACAACCGUAGCAAUGUGGCUCGGCCUCGCCUUUGCCCUCCCCAUCUACCUCUUUGGCUCCCACCACGGCAAGCCCCGCUCAAUCGAAGCAGGCUCCACCACCUCCUCCGACCGCUCAAAAGCCCGUCGCGCACCCAAAGCUGCCCAAAAACUCACAGAACGUCCUUACGACGACGUCAACACCGUUCAUGAUAUCAUCCUCCAUGCUGCAAAGACGCGCGGUAACAACCCGGCCAUGGGUGCUAGGAAGGUCGUGAAUACCGUUACGGAGGAGAAGGAGUUGAUCAAGAACGUGGAUGGGAAACAGGUCAAGGAGUUGAAGAAGUGGAACUUUUAUGAAUUGAGCGCCUAUCAGUGGAUGACCUUUAAUGAGGUCAAGGAGGCGGUUGAAUUGUUGGGGAGUGGACUCAGGAAGGUGGGGUUGAAGAGUGGCGAUAGCUUGACCUUGUUUGCUGCUACCAGUCGCGACUGGCAGCUGAUGGCCCACGCGGCAUGGUCGCAAGCCAUCACAAUCACAACCGCAUACGACACCCUCGGCGAAGAAGGUCUCACCUUCUCCCUCAACGAAUGCUCCAUCACGACCCUCUUCACCAACGCUGAUCUCCUCCGCGUCAUCCUCUCCGUCGGCAGCAAUGUGCCCACCCUCAGCAAGAUCAUCUACAACGGCCAGGCGGACGAGAAAAUUGUCGGGCAGAUCAAGCAGAAGUUCCCCCAUUAUGAGCUGUACUCGAUUGAAAAGUUGAGGGAACUGGGGACCCAGAAUAAGGUGGAGACUGUGCCUCCGAAGCCGGAGGAUAUUGCUUUGAUCAUGUACACUUCUGGCUCCACAGGCAACCCCAAAGGCGUCCUCCUAACCCACGCCAACAUCGUCGCCGCCGUCGGCGGCGCAAAAGACGUCACGGACACCAUCCUCAACCACGGCGAAGAGGUCUACCUCGCCUACCUCCCUCUAGCGCAUGUGCUCGAGCUGGUCGUGGAACAGCUGUGCCUGUGCGAAGGUUACCGCAUCGGAUACGGGAGCGUGAGGACACUGACGGAUGCGAAUGUGCGCAACUGUAAAGGCGAUUUGACUGAGUUGAGGCCGACUGUUAUGACGGGUGUGCCUGCUGUUUGGGAAACCAUCCGCAAAGGCGUCUCCAGCAAGCUCAAGAACGCCUCCCCGCUCCUCAAGACCGUCUUCCAAGUCGCCUCCGCCCUGAAAUGGGAGCUCAUCAAACUGGGCCUUCCCACCGGCUUCAUCGACAAGACGGUGUUCAAGAAGAUCCAGGAGCAGACUGGGGGCAGGUUGAAGAUUGCCCUGUCGGGGGGCGCGCCUAUGCCCCAGGAGACGCAGAAGUUUAUGACGACUUGUGUGUGCCCGAUUGUGCAGGGUUAUGGGAUGACCGAAACUUGCGCUGCAAGCGUCAUCCAACUCCCCGCGGACCCCUGGAUGCUCGGCCGCGUCGGCCCUCCCACCACCUGCGUCGAAAUCUCCCUUAACGCCGUCGCCGACACCUCCUACCACCCCUCCAACCGCCCCUACCCCCAAGGCGAGGUCUGGAUGCGUGGACCCACCAUCAUGAAAGGUUACCACAAGAACCCCGCUGCCACCACGGAGACCCUCACGUCGGACGGGUGGCUCAUGACCGGCGACAUUGGCGAGUUUUACCCCGAUGGAACGCUGGCGAUUAUCGACCGGAAGAAGAAUCUGGUCAAAUUGUCGAAUGGGGAGUAUAUCGCCCUGGAGAAGCUGGAGUCGCAGUACAAGACCUCACCCUACGUGCACAACAUCUGCGUGUACGCCAACUCCCACGAGUCCUUCCCCAUCGCGAUCGUCAACCCUCUCGAGAAGGAGGUGAUGCAUUUGGCAAAGGAGAAGGGAUUGGAGGGACACUUUGACGAGUUGUGCCACAACGAGGUGGUUGUAGGCGAGGUGUUGAAGAGUCUGAGAGCGGCGGCAAAGAGUGCCGGGUUCAAACCUGCGGAGAUUCUGGGGAGCGUGGUGCUGGAUAGUGAGAUGUGGACGCCGGAGAAUGGAAAGUUGACCGCUGCACAGAAACUGAAACGCGCGGAUAUCGUCAAGGAGAACAAGGACAAGAUUGACGCGAUGUAUAAAGCUGGACGGCAGUGAAAAAAUGCAUACGGGUAACCCGCCGCGAUCCCGAACUCGUUAGUCUAGAUCUUUUCCUCAUCCAUUGCAGAUCUUGCACCCAUGCGAUACCGCCUUCACCUUUCGUUAAACUACGCCCCCCCCCCCCCCACCUUUUUCCC